AUGUUUCGCGUCAUAUUCGCAGCCAGCGUGGCAUCGGCUCUUCCUCACGCUCUCCUUUCCGCUUCCAUUGACAUUAAUGUCUCCCCGCAGAAUGGUGCAGAGGCUGCUCUUACAUUAGAAGCAUGCGCUCCAAGAGCAGCAGGCACAGGACCCUCUACCACCCCUGACUCCGCCGAUGCCUUUAUCAUCAACACUGCCUUCUCCGUCUUCGCCGAUACUGCUUCCACUCCAAAGGGAUACACACAAGUCUUCCAGGAUCUAUCAGGUUCGAAUAUUCAGCUCGACAGCUACUUGCAAUUCCAUUAUUUGACCACUUAUAGCACCGCGGACUGUGCGAGAGCCUGUGACGAAACAGAAAACUGCGCGGCUUUCAACAUUUACUUUGAGCGCGAUCCUGUCGUCGAGCCAGCGGCUGCUUGCCCGGAUCCCGCAUCCACAGCAGCGAUCAAAUGUGCUUUGUAUAAUGAGGCUGUCGAUGAGACUUCUGUUAUUAACCUUGGUCAAUUCCGUGAGGAGUUUGAGGUUGUGAUUGCUGGAUCUAAUGGAUUCGUGAAGAUUGGAGGCGAGAUCCCUGAAACUCCUGAAAUUCCGGAGAACCCGAAUAUGCCUGGAGAAGGGGAUUCUCCUGAUACGCCUGAUACCCCCGACACUCCCGGUAGCGGCUCACAACCAAGCAGUGGUCAAGAACCAAGCAAUGGCGAGCAUCCAAACGAAGGCUCAGAACCUUCAGAUCCAACUCCAUCAGAGCCCCUCAACCCUGGUCCAGAAGAACCCCAUCCAGAUCUCCCAUCCACCAACGAGCCCUCCUCCCACAAUGCUCCAGUAUACAGCUUGCCUGAACAUGGAACAGCACCAAAACUCCCGGCUUGCCCUGCUAAAUAUCACGAGUAG
Ramularia collo-cygni is the source of this 891-nucleotide messenger RNA. RefSeq lists its product as uncharacterized. The transcript has 3 exons. The coding region runs from base 1 to 891 and encodes 296 amino acids. NCBI's taxonomy places the organism in Eukaryota, Fungi, Ascomycota, Dothideomycetes, Mycosphaerellales, Mycosphaerellaceae. The record is from RefSeq and is a predicted model, not a curated record.